AUGGCCAGUACAAGUGAUGCUGCCUCGUUCUAUGAGGCACAUUCAUCGAGCAAGAGUUUCCGCAGCGUGAGCAAGGAACGAUCAAAGAAUACCCGAGAUCGACUGAUCGGUACCGCCGCAUCAGACGUGCGCGGUACCGUUUGGUCCAACACGGGACGAUCACAAACGCACAAUCGCCAAGGUCCUGGGAUGAAGACAGCGGAAAAUCGAUCUGCGCAUACGUCCGCAUCACACAGUCGUCGCGUCGGUGGAAGUUCGACUAGAAAUGUGGAAGAGACGGUUGUUGUUCCAACACCACCACCACCUUCUCCUAGAGGGACAGAUAAUGACCACAGUCAUUCAGGUCAUGCGUCCAACUGA
Messenger RNA from Echinostoma caproni, 360 nucleotides. NCBI's taxonomy places the organism in Eukaryota, Metazoa, Platyhelminthes, Trematoda, Plagiorchiida, Echinostomatidae. The record is from the annotation of a GenBank genome assembly.